UCAGUCUUGUAUUUAGUUCAGUGUUUUAUGUCUUUAUAUGUGCUUAUAGGAACAUUACGGAGAUUUGCAUUCCUUAAUGGCGCCCAGUAGCCUUGGAUAUAACAUCUAGUCAUUUAACAAUGUGUAUUUGUUUGUUGGCGUGUUUAAUAGACAAUGUAUUGAUGUUCUAAGGAUUCAUGUAUUGAUGUUUUCAGGAAGGAUAUAGAUCGAUACGCUCUGAUCGUGCGGCAACUGACUUUGGUACCAGACAAAACAAUAUUCACACAACAAACAGACACAUUAGGUUGUUUGUUUUGAUGGAUUGGUGUGGUGGCCUUUUCUAUAUCUGAAGAGAAUAAUAUAUAGAUCAUGAAUGUAAUCAGCAAUUAUCAAACCUAGGUUACUUGCAGUGAGGAUUUGCAGGAAAACAGUUGGUAUGUAGCAUGAAGCACAAAGCACGAAUAGUUGUAGCGUCUAUUAUUGUUUUCACUACUGUGGUGACCAUUUUAUUGUUGGCCGAGCUGUCUUCCAGCGACGAUGAUCUGAGAUACUAUGACACGAAGUUAGGUUCCUUGCAAGGUCAUUUUGAGGAUGCGCUUGGACUGCGAAAGUUCAGUAAAAGGCCGGAUCUUAGCCUGAAAAAUAUAGAUGACGUCAAAGAUCAUCUUUACAGUAACAGCAGGGGAGAUAACUCACGUGAGAAGACUUUAGCAAACCUAACAGUAAUGUUUGACGAAACUGUGGAAAGGUUGCUUGAAAAGCUAGAACUGUUCAGUAGAUUUGGCUACACAAAGGAGUCGCUACGAGAGACAAAAUUCAGCGAGAUGGUCUUGAAGCUUGGUAGACGUUCAAGGGAAAGAUCCAAGCUCCUCCUCCCACUAGACACAUGGAAACUGUCAGACAAAAGAACGAGCAACUAUUAUAAAUUUCACCAUAACGUUCGGGCUGGAGCCCUCUAUGAUCCUUUAGACCCAUCCAUAGAAGGACUGCUGUAUGACAUGGAAACAGACGAGUUUGAUUCUAUCGAGAUGAUGGAGAGAGGAACAGAGCUGAAGUUAUUGGUGAGGUUUAGAGGAGGAACAAAGGCGGUCUUCAAACCAAUGCGAUGGGGAAGAGACUACGAAACUUUGCCGAACCACUUUUAUUUCAACGACUAUGAAAGACAUAACGCUGAGAUUGCUGCGUUCCAUUUAGACAGGCUUCUAGGCUUUUAUCGUGUUCCUCCAGUAACUGGACGUCUGGUGAAUAUGACCAAAGAGAUUUUUCUUCUUGCUGAAAGGAAAUUAAAAAAGACAUUUUAUGUUUCACCAGUGGGAAACCUUUGCUUCUAUGGCGAAUGUUCCUAUUACUGUGAUAGUCGACAUUCAUUUUGCGGUAAUGUUGAUAUGAUUGAGGGAUCACUCAUGGUAUGGCUGCCCGAACCACCUGACGGUGAUAGAGAUCGUUGGAAGAGUCCUUAUAGAAGAUCAUACAGCAAGUUACGAAAAGCUGUAUGGGAAUCAGAUGAUGAUUAUUGCAGAAAACUUACAAAAAAUCCGCCAUAUCUCUACAAAAGAUUCAUCCCUGAUCUCAUAGAUUCUCAUGUUUUUGAUUUUUUGACGGGAAAUAUGGAUAGACAUCAUGUAGAGGUGUUUAGGCAUCUCAGAAAUAAAACCUGUCCUGUCCACCUCGAUAACGGAAGAGGGUUUGGUAAACCCAAUGUUGAUGAGUUUUCUAUUAUAACCCCGCUACGUCAGUGUUGCCAAAUAAGGAAAUCCACGUUUCUGAAACUUGCUAAGCUUUAUACGGGUCCAGAAAAACUGAGUGAACUUUUAGAUGAUUCGAUGAAAUCGGAUCCUGUUUAUCCAAUACUCUUACAAGGUCAUUUAAAUGCCGUAGACAGGCGUGUAGUUCAUAUAUUAAGAAUCGUCGCUGAAUGUGUAGAUGCGGCGAAAUCUCCUGACGCAGUUAUAAUAAAUGAUGGCUACUAGUGCAAUGUGUAGAUCCGGUGAAAUGUCCUUACAUCAUUGUGACAAAUUACGAUUACAAGUACAGUGAGCGGAUGUGUAGAUGCGACGAAAUCUUCUGACGUAGUUGUAAAUGAUAGCUGCUAGAAUAGUGAGUAAAUGUGUGUAUGCGGCGGAAUCUCCUAAAUGAUGGUUACUAGUACAGUGUGUAGAUCCGAUGAAAUCUCUAUCCAUAUCUCCUUUUGACAACUGACGAAAAUACAAAAAUGUAGUAAAGUGUGUGAAUGGUGGAUUCGGCGAAAUCUCCUGAAGAAGUUAUGUGAUUGCUAGUAAUGCAGUACCUGAAUGAGUGGAUGCGGCGAAAUCCCCUGACGCAGUUAUAAAUGAUUGCUACUAAUGCAGUAACUGAAUGUAUGGAUGCGGCUAAAUCUCAUGACGCAGUUAUAAAUGAUUGCUACUGGUGCAGUGACUGAAUGUGUGUAUGCGGCGACAUCCCCUUACGCAAUUAUAAAUGAUCGCUACUAGUACAGUGAGUGAAUGUGUAGAUGCCGUUUAAUAAUAAAUGAUGGUUGUUAGUGCAGUGAAUGAAUGUGUAGAUAUGGUGACUCUUGAAUGAUGGCUGCUGGUAUAGUGAGUGAAUUUGUUGAAAUACGGCAAAAUCUCCCGACUCACUUUUUUAGAUGAUGGCUACUGGUACAGUGAAUGAAUGUGUAGAUGAGGCGAAAUCUCCUAUUGCGGUUUUCUUAAAUGUUGGCUACUAGUGAAAUGAUAGUUAGUGUGUGUUAUAAAAUACUUCUUGUGCAAGAAUCUCCCACCUAUUAUUGCAUUAAUACCGCCAACUUAUAAAUUUGGAAAACGGUAUAUAUUUGUUUAAAGUUGUUCGUCCACUGAUUUCAUUCGAUUUGUCUUUCUGACCAAAUCUUGCUUUAUGUACUAUGAAGACGAGUUGAACUCAUUAUACGAGUAUCUCUAAUCAAGAUCUGGAAAUCUGUGUUUUGAUUUUUUCUUAUUUUCUCAUCAUAGUCUUCUUAUGGAUACAUUCUUACAUAUUUGAUUCUUGUGUCUUAUAGACUUAAGCAGUUAUUUACAUUUCUUUUCCAGAUUUAUUGUUUUUCAUUACUUUAUAGGAAUGCGGCAAUGACUUACCCUUACCUUUUCUUUUUACUUAAUUUUGUUUCUUCCGAAGUCAUGAUCCUCAGCAUAACUGAUCUGUUUCUUAAACUAUUAUUGUAAUAAUUCAUACUUACAUUGUAUUCAUUAUUUCCUAUCGAUUUGUUGAACUUCUGCCGGUUUCUUUAAAGUAUGACGUCUUGUGUGAAAACAUGGAUAUACAAAAUUUAUAUAAAAACUGCUUUUAUUUAUAUAAAAACUGCUUUAUAUAUAUUUAAUGUCCUGCAUUUUGUUUUUUUCGUUUAACUACAAACUAAAUAGUGUUGAUACCUAUCUCGGCAGAUCAAGCUGUUAUGGUUCAAAUAUUGUUGAAGUCAACAAGUCAAUUGUUAAUGUUGAAUAAAUAUUAUUUAUUGAGACGUUGACAUUUUAAAUGAAUAAAAUGUAAGAACUAA
Messenger RNA from Mercenaria mercenaria, 3490 nucleotides. Its product is annotated as extracellular serine/threonine protein CG31145-like. Gene Ontology annotation, biological process: protein phosphorylation. Gene Ontology annotation, cellular component: Golgi apparatus. Gene Ontology annotation, molecular function: phosphotransferase activity, alcohol group as acceptor. Lineage: Eukaryota; Metazoa; Mollusca; Bivalvia; Venerida; Veneridae. The transcript is spliced from 13 exons. The coding region runs from base 423 to 1949 and encodes 508 amino acids. The record is from RefSeq and is a predicted model, not a curated record.